Molecule: messenger RNA, 468 nt
Organism: Lathyrus oleraceus (garden pea)
Lineage: Eukaryota; Viridiplantae; Streptophyta; Magnoliopsida; Fabales; Fabaceae
Product: protein PGR
Exons: 5
Coding region: 1-468 (155 amino acids)
Cellular component (GO): membrane
Source: RefSeq, a predicted model, not a curated record
AUGUUUGGUCUGGAACGUGAAAACUUGGUGAAAAUUCAUGAGUGGUUUGAUACCUUGUUGAAGAUUUUUGAGGAAUUAGGCUUCCUACAGCCUGUGAGGAAGGGUACAAAUGGUGGUGUGACAAAAGCAGGACUUCUAGCCGCUGCAGCCGGUGGAAGUGUCAUUGGACUAUCAUAUGUUCUUUUAGAAUUUUCGACAAUCAAGUGCAGGUCUGAUAGAGUUCUCAAGCAACUACUGGUAAUACCCAUCGCUACCACGGCAGGACUAGGUGGGAGUAUCAUUGACUCUCUAUUGGGUGCAACCUUACAAUUUAGAGGAUUCUGCUCUAUUCGCCAGAAGGUUGUUGGGAAGCCCGAACCAACCAUUAAAAAGAUUUCAGGACUCAGCAUUCUUGACAACAAUGCAGUGAACUUUGUGUCAAUACUGUUCGAUGCUAGUGACGGAGUUGCAAUGUAUGGUUAUAAUUGA